Fusarium pseudograminearum CS3096 is the source of this 1158-nucleotide messenger RNA. RefSeq lists its product as uncharacterized. The transcript has a single exon. The coding region runs from base 1 to 1158 and encodes 385 amino acids. Gene Ontology annotation, molecular function: intramolecular lyase activity. The record is from RefSeq and is a predicted model, not a curated record. NCBI's taxonomy places the organism in Eukaryota, Fungi, Ascomycota, Sordariomycetes, Hypocreales, Nectriaceae.
AUGCUUCGCCCCUCAACUCUCCGCCCUGCGCUUCGCGCAUCAGCCCACACUAGAUGCGCCAUCGUCCGAACGACUCGCCGGUCUCUGUUCUCCCAGCGAUCAAACCGUCUGACCGAUGAUCUCGAUGUAAACCAGCUCAAUUCGAAGCGACGGGAUUACGAGCAAAACCGCACGGCUUUCCUGGCUGCCGGUGCCAUCGCUGGUAUCGUUUCCUUCGUUUAUACGGCAUGGAAACUCAAGAAGGCCAUUGAAGCACAAGGAGAAAAGGAAAAGGCAGUGAUCAAGUGCGAUACCCAGGUGCCAACAGAGAUCUUCAAGACAGAGGCGGGCGAGAAGCGAAAAGUGGUUAUUCAUGACGAAGAUGGAAACGAGGUCGUCCCUACAGGCAACACAACCGUCAAGUUGUUCCCCCGAACGUUAGAAGUGGAGAAUGUUGGAUCAGCUGGUGAUGUAGCUGGCCCGAUUGCAGCCGCCGUCACGGACAAGCAUGGAACCGAGUUUACACUGGUCGGAUUAGGAACAAGAACAGUGACUUUCCUCGGCUUCGAGGUGUAUGUAGUGGGCUUCUACGUCGCUACUCAGGAUGUGGAGAAGCUUCAGCGUUACUUGGUCAAGAAGAUCAACCCUCUUGCUACGACACUGAUUCCUUCCGAGAAGGAGGAUCUGCGAAAGGCUCUUCAGGAUGCUACCGAGGGCGAGGAGACAUGGAACAUGAUUCUGAAGGACGCCGGGUGCCGCUCAGCGUUCCGCAUCAUUCCUGUUAGAGAUACAGACUUCCCCCACAUGCGCGACGGUCUCGUUAGAGCUGUGCAGGCUCGCUCGGCUCGUAACCCAGACUACAACGACGAGUCGUUCGGCGAGGCCAUGAAGCAUUUCAAGGUAUUGUUUCAACGAGGUCAGGUAGCCAAGAAGAACGAACUUCUGCUCGUUCGAGACGGUGCCGGAAAGAUGACAAUCACUUAUAACGACAGCACGCGCAAGGAACCCGUUAAGACUGUCCUGGGAACUGUUGACGACGAGCGACUUUCAAGGUUGUUGUGGCUCAACUACCUAGCUGGAAGUAAGGUUGCGUCAGAGGAGGCCAGGAAGAACAUCAUCAAUGGCGUCAUGGAGUUUGUUGAGCGACCUGUUGGCACAGUCGCCACACAGGUUAUAUGA